UAAUGCGUGUAGGCAAUACGUAAGAAACUGUGUUGGGAAAGCCGGAAAUAAACUGGGGGCACACACGGCACGUCCGACCGACUGACCACGGCACCCAACAAACUUUUGACCGACCUCGGCACCCAACGAACUUGUGACGCACAGCAUGUGCUCUACCUCUUCUUCUUCGGCUAUCUUUCGCAUUCUCUCUGUGGCUGAGUCAGCGAUGUAGUUCGCGAAUAAAAUCAAUCUUUCCUAUGGAAAGUCGGGGUUGGUGGAGUCAAGUUGGGCCCUGGUAGCAUGUGAUGGCUUGGCGUCUUCGGGUGCUGGGACUGUCCCCUCUGUAACAUCCGCAUUCACACAAAAAGCUUCAAGUUUUAAGUCCUCGGGAGCGUGGAGGAGAACAUGGGCCUUGUCGGUGACAUCCCGCCAUCAUGGUGGAGUGCAGCGCAGGCUCACGCCGCACAGCUGGCGAGCCCUGGCCCAGCGCCUGUCCCGGCGCCGUCCACCAGUGAGGUCGUCCGCACCACCAUCAUGCCGCGCAUGGGCUGGAAGCUCUCUGGCUCUGAGAUCCUCAAAGUCCCCCUAGCGAAGCUGUCCGUCCGCAUGGCCACAUCCAUACAGCUGGACGAUGUGGCCACGCGGCGGGCGGACCUACACGAGGAUUACGAGCGCGCGGCACAGGGCCUGCCGCCGCGCGCUGUGGUGCGGCGGGAGGACCUGCCAGCAGCUGCGGCUGCAACGCUUGGCGCCAUUAGGGACACCCUGGCGCGCCUUUGGCAGAAGCACGGCCAUGGGGGCGCCGCGGCGGAGGCACACGCCGCCGCCGCGCCCUCGCCACGGCAGCACCACUUCUGGGAUUGCGCGGUGGCGAAGGCCGUGGUGGCGCAGAUCAACGCGCACAACCCCGGUCCGUCUCCCAUCAGCCAAGCCCAGCUGUGGCUGGUCCAGGCGCCGCCGGGUUUUCAGCAGUGUGUUUGGGACGUGGUGGUGAUGGCGGCGCUGGCCGCCACAGAACAUGGCCGGGUGCGGCUGCGCGGGAUGACGCGCGCCGCAGCGGCCCUGGGAAUUCAGACGGCGGCGGCAGCAGCUCCCGAGGCUGCGGUGGCAGGUGCAGCGGAGGCGGAACCCGAUCUUGACGAGAUCCCGCCCACACAGCUGACGCCGCCGCAGCCAGGCGUCAACCCCGUCGAGCUUGCGUGCGCUCGCGCCGUCGCGGACUUCUGGUCGCGGCUGAUGCAGUUCGCGCAGCUCGGCGUGCCCCACAAGGGCUGGGAUGGUGUUGACGCCACUCACCCCAUCCUGGCGGUGGUAAACGGUGAAAUGCUGUGCGCGAUGCCGCAAGCUAUGGAGCUGGAGGCUUGAAAGGGAUCAGCCCUUAGGAGAAGCGCGUGAGCACUAACAUGAGCCACUGAAGCAGUGGCAUACGAGAGGGUCAGCGGGGGAGCUUAGUGGGCAGGCGAAGGGUUUUUUGUUUUACGCCCGUGGGAGCAGGGCAAGGUUUGUGGGGUUUUAUGCCUGAGAGGGUGUGUUGGGUGCUGCAACACCCCGGGCCUUACGGCCUGGACCGGCCUAGUGGCCAGACGCGUUUGUGGCUGCCCUUAGGCAUAGUCUGCCCUGGCGUCGAGAGCUGGUUAGGUUGCGGUUGAGGUCGUGCAGGCUGCGGGGUCGCAGGACUCAGCCCCACAGCCACUGUGGUCGUGCUAUCGCGUGCUGUCGUGUGCUGCGUGCUGCGUGUUUUGUUAUGUUUGCUGUUUUUUUGUUUUCUGCCCGCCUGGUCUUAAGAUGUAGCUCGCCCGCUGGGUCUGAGGUUGUUACACCGGUAGUAAUUCCGCAAGGGUUACUGGCGCGGUGAAGGGUCGGAGUGCGUUACCCUGUGGACUCCAGAGCUGUUUGCGCUCUGCCGGGGAAACGCCAGGUCACGGCAGCCCUCGAUUGAGAGCCCUGUCGUUGGUUAUACCAGAUACACGAUUCACGUGAUCUGGCAGAAUAACCGUGGAAACCGUA
Molecule: messenger RNA, 1986 nt
Organism: Chlamydomonas reinhardtii
Lineage: Eukaryota; Viridiplantae; Chlorophyta; Chlorophyceae; Chlamydomonadales; Chlamydomonadaceae
Exons: 3
Coding region: 385-1344 (319 amino acids)
Source: RefSeq, a predicted model, not a curated record